UUUUGCUCGCGAGCAGUAAGACGCAAGAUGCAGAACACGUGCGGCUUCGACUCAGCCUUAGUUGAUGUUACAUCACCGCCGACAAAACGUAGCAAACGCAAACAAGAGACUGUCGAAGAGUUUGCCAAGAAAGAAAAGCGAAGACUGAAGGACCGUAUCCGUCGACGCAAGACGGUUCAACGCCGGAAAUGCGAGCGAGAGGCUUUGACGCGGGAGAUAAAGGAGCUUUCGGUGCAAGUUGAGCUCCUCGAGCGUAAAGCCGACGUGGGCAUUCGCACGUCGCCGCCUACCUGUCAAAAGACUCUAAAUUUGCAAGCGCUUACAGACGAGCGUCGCUUUCUACGAGAUGAAAUACGUAAGAGAGUUGGUUUGAUCCACGAUAUGCGCAAUGCGUUUCACGAACAAGUACUGCAACAAACCGGUACAUAUCCAGUGCUGCGGUCUAACGGAAAGGUAUCUGGGGGAGGGAAUGAUCUCUGCUUGAAGCACCCAGAGUCUCCGCUGAUCCAGCAAUACAUUCUGGAAUUGGCCGGUGUUUACAAGCAAACGGCCAGUGUAUUCCCGUGUUCAACCGAGUCAAGCCCUCAGUCUUCGAUAAUCAAGACGACACGAGAGAAAAAUCAAAACGGUACGGAAUUCUUCCAGUCGUAUGGCACGCAGAUGAUGCCGUUUGAAUAUCGCCAGACGUGCCAUUAUCUGUGGCAACUCGUCAUUCUGGGUCAUCGACAGGAAGACCGACUGCUCUAUCGCGUAGUAGACGACCCGGAGAACACUCUGGCUAUGAGAUUUCGCUUACACGGAAGCAAUUCGGAAGCGUAUGUGGUGAUGCACUAUGCUAUUCGGCGCUUCGAAGAGAAAGAUCGCACAGUGCUGGUAUGGCGGGCGCUUGCCGAGGGUGAAGGAGUCUUCAGUGGGAUGCAUACCGAUGAAACUGGAUGGUGCAUAGUGCAUUCGUCAGCCAUGGAUUCGUGCGCUAUUGUAGAGACAUGUUCCCGUGUAGUACCGAUGCACAUUGGCGCAGCAGCCUCAUGUGUGGGUGUGGCUGAACAAUUCACCGGUAUCGUUCUCAAAUCGAUUGAGGAGGAUAUCUUCAAGAUUUCCGUGAAACUGGACAAAGUGCUCCUUGAUGAGGCGCUCGAGCACAUUCACGUAGAAGAAAAUUAACUCAAUUAAUAGUCUACAUGCAGUGAUAUGCGAGUAUACGUACCUUUCAAAAAACAAUGUGUGUAUCCCUGGUUGGCUGUCAC
Molecule: messenger RNA, 1247 nt
Organism: Phytophthora nicotianae INRA-310
Lineage: Eukaryota; Oomycota; Peronosporomycetes; Peronosporales; Peronosporaceae
Exons: 1
Coding region: 28-1164 (378 amino acids)
Source: RefSeq, a predicted model, not a curated record